Messenger RNA from Ostertagia ostertagi, 474 nucleotides. The record is from the annotation of a GenBank genome assembly. NCBI's taxonomy places the organism in Eukaryota, Metazoa, Nematoda, Chromadorea, Rhabditida, Trichostrongylidae.
AUGCUCACCAACUACACUUCCACUACGACUUAUGGUAUCACGGACGACGAUAAUGUCACGUUCACGUCCACCAAUUACACUUCCGAAACGAUUUAUAGUUUAACGGCUGACAACAAUAUCACGGUCACGCCCACCAAUUACACUUCCGAUACAACUUUUGAUUCAACGGCUGACGACAAUGCCACCCUCGCAUUCACCACCCUGAGGACUUCAAGGGGACCACGUGAAUGCGCCGAACGUGUGUGCGGGAUUGUCUUGUUCCGCCUGAACACCCAGUUAGGACGAGCAAGCACUACUGGGAACUUGAAGCGGUAUGUGGUUGCUCUCGUGUUGAUCUUCGCUGUCCUAGUAUACGUGUUUGCUAGCCGGCAUAUACGGGCAAAGAAAGCUGAGGUAGUCAUGCCUGAUUCUUCUCCAAGAGCCAUGAGAACGGGCUCCAGUGCCAGCGCUCAACCAGAGGCUCAUGCUGUUUGA